Molecule: messenger RNA, 1932 nt
Organism: Eublepharis macularius
Lineage: Eukaryota; Metazoa; Chordata; Lepidosauria; Squamata; Eublepharidae
Gene: YPEL2
Product: yippee like 2
Exons: 6
Coding region: 1-1140 (379 amino acids)
Source: RefSeq, a predicted model, not a curated record
AUGGGUGCAACAAGGACAGCCCCCAAUGAGCCGAGAACCGCGGGCAACGCCAGGGGGGACCCAACCGAGGAGCCCCGAGCCGGGCAGCUGGACGGGACGGCGGCAGCAUCCGAGGCUGCCUGCGCCGCGCGCCUCCUCGGGCGCUUUAAGGCGCGCCGCCGGGCCUUUGUUAUCCUCCCUCCCCGCGCCCAUGCUGGCGGCUCCUCCGCGCCUCCCAUUGGCCGCCCGGCCCUCCAGCUGGCCGCGGCGCCCCCGGCUCCCUCCUCCCCCAAGGGGAGGCCCCCAACCGGCCCCCGCCGCCUCUGGUUGGCCUCUGGCAGAAAGGGGCUGCGGCCGGCGGCAGCCAACCGACGGAGUGUUGCUAGGCGCCGGGGCGCGCCGAUUGGCUCCCAUCGGUGGCCAUCAGAGGCGAGGGGGCGGGGCGGGGCGCUUUAUAAGGGGGCGGGGGGGGGAGCGGGGUGCCUUCGGUGCGGGGAGGGAGCCGCGGAGCUGGAGGCGGCGGAGGCGGCGGCUGGCGCGUUCCCGGGGGCCCGGCUCCUUCAGCGCGCCGCUGGCGGUGGGGGCUCCGGCGCUGGGCAGGUGCAGGUCCGUUCAGGCCAGCCAGCUUCUGUGCCCGGUUCUCUGACCCUGAAGCUAUUGCCAGCGUGUGGAGCCUGCCCCACACCCGCCCCCUGCCAAAUCACGGCCUUUACCUGCGUCUUCCAGUGUUUCCCUUGCGACCCAUCCUGCGGGAGCGCCUCGUGGGCCACCCCCGAGUUCACGCAGCAUUCGGUGGCUCCAAUGGUGAAGAUGACGAGGUCCAAGACGUUUCAGGCGUACUUGCCUUCAUGCCACAGGACCUACAGCUGCAUCCACUGCAGAGCCCAUCUGGCAAACCACGAUGAACUCAUUUCCAAGUCUUUCCAAGGAAGCCAAGGGCGGGCGUACCUCUUCAAUUCAGUAGUUAAUGUGGGUUGUGGCCCUGCGGAGGAACGGGUUCUGCUAACGGGUCUACACGCGGUUGCUGACAUUUACUGUGAAAACUGCAAAACCACGCUGGGCUGGAAAUACGAACAUGCAUUUGAAAGCAGUCAAAAGUAUAAAGAAGGCAAAUACAUCAUUGAAUUAGCUCACAUGAUCAAGGAUAACGGCUGGGAUUGAACCAAGAGAAGAAGCAUGCCCGUAACUCGAGAGAGAAUGCCAUCCAACCGAACAUUUAUCUCCAAGACUGAGAAGAGAGACUGUGUGAAAAAAACGCUUGGUUCCAUGCAUUUGGGACGGCUUGGCGGCUGCCUCAAGAAGCACCCUUGCACCCUGUCUCCAUCCUUAUUGGUGGCUGGCCUCGAAACUUCUGUCUCUUUGCUUUGUAUCUGUUUGUGAGUUGAACUUCUGAUUCCCUUCCUCUUCCUUUAUUUUCCUGUUCUAGCUUUGGUGUAUUGUUUUUAUUUUUCCUUUUUUUUUAAAGGAACAAACCCAGUGCCCGUAACCAUUUCAUGACUGAAGUCUCGGCACAAACUUAAGGUGGGCUUGGGGCAUGUGUGUGUGGGGGGGAACAUUUUUAUCCAAGGGCCCCAUCCUAUGGGUAGGAGAGAAGGCGAGAUGGUGGUGUGCAGGGGCCCGUGUUCCCCUUUCGGUUUUUAGUUUAAAUCUUGGUCGACCAUGACUUGAAAUUUGUGGACUGUCAAAAUAUACCUCAUGGCUAUAUUCUCUCUGCAUGUCAAAACUGCUGCUUCAAAAUUAAGCCAGCAGAGCACUCCAUGUAUAGCCCCAAAUUUCCCUGCUAGGCUCGUCCGUAGCUUGGGGCUCUUCCUGAGGUCGGUCAGUUCGGGAUUUUUUUUGUUUGUACUAACCGUCUUGAGAGGAUUUGAGGAUAUCGCAGCUCGGCUGUUUUGUUUCCUGGUUUCCAAGUGUACGAGACUGUUGGGAUGAUCGUCUUGCAAAUCCAAACUUCUG